This is a messenger RNA of Eleginops maclovinus (Patagonian blennie), 979 nucleotides long. RefSeq lists its product as uncharacterized. NCBI's taxonomy places the organism in Eukaryota, Metazoa, Chordata, Actinopteri, Perciformes, Eleginopidae. Gene Ontology annotation, molecular function: oxidoreductase activity, acting on the CH-CH group of donors. The record is from RefSeq and is a predicted model, not a curated record. Gene Ontology annotation, biological process: lipid metabolic process. Gene Ontology annotation, cellular component: membrane. Bases 85 to 906 code for a protein of 273 amino acids. The transcript is spliced from 5 exons.
AAUGGUAGGUGUGAACUUUAGCCAGAGAGGUAACAUUCCUGCAGGAGGAGGAGGAGGAAGAACAGGAGGUGUGGUACUACUUCCAUGAUCUCCCCCGGUCAGAUUUACUCUCUCCUGGCCGCCCUGCAGCACCUCAUCAUGGGCAGCGUCCUGCUGAAGUGCGCCGCCGCAGACCUCGCCAUCCAGUGGGGGGGCUGGGCUGUGGCUUCGGCCCUCAAGACGGAAAAGUUCUACGACCUGGCAGGAUCCGGAACCUUUAUACUGCUGGCCCACCUGAGCCGGCUGUGGGGAGGAGCCGCUCACCUCCGGCAGAAUGUGCAGACCGGGCUAGUCACAGCGUGGGGGCUCAGACUCGGGACAUUCCUCUUCAUGCGGAUCUUGAAGGACGGCCACGACCGCAGGUUCAACAACGUCAGAGACAGCCCGGGGACGUUCUUCGUGUACUGGACCAUCCAAGCGCUGUGGGUGUUUGUGACGCUGCUGCCCACCCUGAUGCUGAACAGCGAGAAGAGGGACGUUCCUCUGGGGCCGAGGGACUACAUCGGGUGGGCCGUCUGGGGCCUCGGCUUCGCCACCGAAGCUAUCGCCGACCAGCAGAAGUGGAUCUUCAAGAGGGAGCCGGGGAACGCUGGGAAGUUCAUCCAGAGCGGACUCUGGGCGUACAGCCGGCACCCCAACUACUUCGGGGAGAUCCUGCAGUGGGGGGGUCUGUGGCUGACGGCCUCCUCGGUGAUGGCGGGCCCUCAGCUGCUGAGCGCCGCCUCGCCGCUCUUCGUCUGGUUCCUGCUGCGCCACGUCAGCGGCAUCCCCAUCCUGGAGAAACAGGCACUGAAGAAGUGGGGGUCCGACCCCGCCUUCCAGGACUACGUCAGGAACACCCCCCUGCUCUGGCCCAGGUGCUUCUGAGCUGCUGGAUUUACACUGACGAUAAACACCUGCUCCUCUUCUGUCGUUCUGUUGAAUAAAUUCCUUUAUGUCA